AUGCUACGGCUAGUCUCUCGAGAGGACACGCCCUCCGCGGCCAAGGAGGCGCUGACGCAGGCGGUGCUGCUGCCGCUCCGCCACCCCGCCUCCUUCGCGGCCGCGCCCCUCCGGCUCCGGUCGGGCGCACUGCUGCACGGCCCUCCCGGCUGCGGCAAGACGUCUCCCCUUCAUCAGCGCGUCUCCGGGCCCGAGCUGCUGGACAAGUACAUCGGCGCGUCCGAGGCGAAGGCGCUCGGCCGCGCGCGCGGCUGCGACUCGACCGGCGUGACGGAUCGCGUGGCCCUCGGCGCCGUGUUUGUGCUCGCAGCCUCCUCGCGCCCCGAGCUGAUCGACCCGGCCCUGCUCCGGCCCGGCCGGAUCGACUUGGCGGUGGCGUGCGGCUUGCCCGACGAGGAGGAGCGGCUGGCCAUCCUCGCCGCCCUCGCGCGCCCGCUCGGGCUGCCGCUCGCCUCACUCCGCCGCCUCGCCGCCAUCGCCGCGGCCACGGCCGGCUACUCGGGCGCCGAGCUGCGCGCGGACGAGAACUCAAACGAAUGGCCAAAUAAAUAA
Messenger RNA from Emiliania huxleyi CCMP1516, 552 nucleotides. RefSeq lists its product as hypothetical. Gene Ontology annotation, biological process: protein import into peroxisome matrix. Gene Ontology annotation, molecular function: ATP binding; ATP hydrolysis activity. Bases 1 to 552 code for a protein of 183 amino acids. Gene Ontology annotation, cellular component: cytosol; peroxisomal membrane. Lineage: Eukaryota; Haptophyta; Isochrysidales; Noelaerhabdaceae. The transcript has 7 exons. The record is from RefSeq and is a predicted model, not a curated record.